Colletotrichum truncatum is the source of this 990-nucleotide messenger RNA. RefSeq names its product YeeE/YedE family protein. NCBI's taxonomy places the organism in Eukaryota, Fungi, Ascomycota, Sordariomycetes, Glomerellales, Glomerellaceae. Gene Ontology annotation, cellular component: plasma membrane. The record is from RefSeq and is a predicted model, not a curated record.
AUGACAACCGUUCUUUCCGGCGCCGCGUUUGGUGCCGCGUUGGUGGGUGCGGGCGUCUACCAACCCUCGGUCAUUAUCGCUCAGCUCAAGCUUGAGAACUGGCACAUGAUCCAGGCUUUCCUCGCUGCCGCCGCCAGUAGCACAUUCGUCGUUUUCACCCUCGACAAGCUUGGCUAUGUCCACCCUAAACCCCGCAGCCCCUCCCGGCUGGGCCUUUUCUCCGAGUAUGACGGCAACAUCCUCGGCGGCUCCCUUCUCGGGGCCGGAAUGGCACUCUCCGGCUCCUGCCCGGGCACUGUCCUCGCACAGAUCGCUACGGGCUCACCAUCGGGCGUCUACGUGUUGGGCGGCGCUGCCCUGGCCGGCAUCGCCUGGACGGGCUUCCUCCAGAAGGUCAUUACGUCAAACGCCGCCAACGCCGCGCCAGAGAACCCAAAGCUUACCGUCCACGAGCGCCUCGGUCUUAGCAAGGUGCUGAGUUUGGUGGGAUUCGAGGCCAUCUAUGCCGGCGUCGUCUACGCUACGCUGAAGUACACACCGGCCAGCCCAUAUGCCGUCGUUGCACCCACCAUUGGCGGCCUUUACAUCGGCCUGGCCCAGCUCUUCUCCCUGCUUACGCGCAAGGCGAUGCUGGGGGUAUCCACGUCGUAUGACGAGAUUGGGCGUUACUUUUGGUGGGCGGUCAAAGGUGGUGGCGAGAAGGGGAAGCCGGCUUCGUACAACAACAUCCUGUUCUCCGCUAGCCUGGCCGCGGGUGCGUGGGCGCUCGCAACGGCGUACCCUGCCCUUGCAAUCGGUUCUGCGGAUGCUGCUGUUACCCCGGUCCUGGCCGCAACGGGCGGCUUCCUCAUCGGCCUGGGAUCUAGAAUUGCCGGAGGUUGCACUUCUGGGCACGGCCUCAGUGGCGUAUCCGUCUUCUCGACGGCUAGCUUUGUGACAAUCCUCUCAAUGUUUGGCGCGGGGGCUCUUGUUGCUCCAUACUUUUACUAG